AUGGCCACCCAGAUCCCCACCAAAUUCGACAUCAACACCACGUACCGGAUGAACUCCGGCUACGAGAUUCCUGCUCUGGGCUAUGGUGUUUACCAGACUCCUGCGGCGACGUGCGAAGAGGUGACACUGCAUGCCUUUCGCGUUGGUUACCGCCAUGUGGAUUCCGCACGCGCGUACCGCAACGAGCAACCCUGUGCGGAUGCGAUUCGCGGUUCUGGGCUGAAGCGAGAAGAAAUCUUCUUCACCAGCAAAGUCCCACCGAAGAGUAUGGGCUACGAGGCGGCAAAGAAGUCGAUUGAGUCAUCCUUUUUUCAGACCAACCUCGACUAUAUUGACCUGUACCUCAUCCACUCUCCGUACGGUGGCAAAGAAGCCCGGUGCGGGGCAUGGAAAGCGCUCGCCGAAGCUCAGAAAGCUGGGAAGAUUCGGUCCAUUGGCGUCUCCAACUAUGGUGUACAUCAUCUGGACGAGUUGGAAGAGUACAUCAAGACCUCUGGAGUUGGCGGCACCAUCGACGUUGGUCAAUGGGAAAUCCAUCCGUGGCUUCCGCGCGACGACAUUGUGGAAUGGUGUCGCAAGCGGAACGUCGUCAUCGAGGCAUACUGUCCCGUCGUCCGCGGCGAGCGUGCCAACGAGCCAGUUCUGAAACAACUUAGCGAGAAACAUGGCAAGACCUGGGCGCAGAUAUUGCUACGAUGGAGCUUACAAAAGGGCUAUGUACCAUUGCCGAAGAGUGUCACUCCCAGCAGAAUCGAGGAGAACGCCGCUAUUUACGACUUUGAGCUUGAUGAAGAAGAUAUGAAGAGCCUUCAUUUUCCCGACUCCUAUGCUCCUUGCGCCUGGGAUCCAACCACCAGCCACGACUAG
Fonsecaea nubica is the source of this 867-nucleotide messenger RNA. RefSeq lists its product as hypothetical. Gene Ontology annotation, molecular function: oxidoreductase activity. The record is from RefSeq and is a predicted model, not a curated record. Bases 1 to 867 code for a protein of 288 amino acids. The transcript has a single exon. Lineage: Eukaryota; Fungi; Ascomycota; Eurotiomycetes; Chaetothyriales; Herpotrichiellaceae.